Dreissena polymorpha is the source of this 3331-nucleotide messenger RNA. Its product is annotated as acylamino-acid-releasing enzyme-like. Gene Ontology annotation, biological process: proteolysis. NCBI's taxonomy places the organism in Eukaryota, Metazoa, Mollusca, Bivalvia, Myida, Dreissenidae. The transcript has 22 exons. The record is from RefSeq and is a predicted model, not a curated record. Gene Ontology annotation, molecular function: serine-type endopeptidase activity. Bases 84 to 2234 code for a protein of 716 amino acids.
AUUUCAAUUAUAACCCGACGGAAAACCCUAGCACUUUUAGGAUAGUUAUACUCAUUAAUUUCGGGUAGGCCAUAACUUAAGUUAUGCUCUUGGAUUUUAAUCCUGAACUCAGAAUGGAAGCAGCUGUUAGUGUGUACAAGGCUUUGAUCAAGUUCAGCCAGGUGAGUAGUGUGACAGUGUCAGUCCAGAGCAAGUCGAGGUUGGUUGUGAGAGCCUCAUUGACACAGAGGGACCUUGAGAGGGCUGAGAAGGUGAAGUUUGCCAAGUCGUUCUUUGUCAGCCUGUGCAGCCUGCGGGGUGGACAGUGUUCAGUUGAUCUAGAAACACCACCAGAGGAAACCAAUAAUGAGAUUUGGAAUAAGCCAUCCCCUUCUGGAAAACUGCGAGCUGUGAUGAGGAAAGUUGUAGAUAACAAAAAGGAUGAUAAGUUCUACCUAGAGAUAUGGAAUGACAGUGUAAAACUGCAGAAUGUGGACUUGCUUAGUUACGAGAAGCAUGGCAGGGUGUAUGACAAGGAUGGCUCUUUUGGUUGCCUGGAGUGGUCGGCUGGUGAGGACAAGAUCCUGUAUGUGGCUGAGAAAAAGUAUAAGAAGUCUCUUUCUUUUUUCGAAAAGAAGCAAAAAGAUACAGAAAAGCCUGAAGAAGCUGUCAGGGGUGAGAGUUACCUGUACCGGGAGCAGUGGGGGGAAGGCCUGGUAGGGAAGCACAUCCCGCUGCUGUGUGUGCUUGACCUUCAGAAGGAAGAGGUCAGCAUACUGGAUGGUGUACCUGAACAUGUCUCUCCAGGACUGGCAAGCUGGGCGCCAGACAAUGACGGCGUGAUUUUCACAGGGUACGAUCAUGAGCCUUAUAGACUGGGGCUCAUUUACUGUGGAAACAGGAAGUCGGCUAUUUAUUACUUGAAUUUCAAGACUGGCGAAUGUGCUGUUCUCACUGACCCUGGAAAAUCUUCCCGGGAUGCCGUCUUGUCCCCCACUGGAGACUGCUUUGUGUACCUGCAGAACGAAGUCUUUGGUCCCCAUAUGCAAUGUGCAGCCUUAAUGAAGUUUGACUGGGAAUCAAAACAGAACAGCACAGUUGUGGACAUAGUGAAGAGGUCAUCAAACAACGAGUUCCCAGGGAUUUACUCAGUGGGGCUGCCAGACAACGGCUGGAGUCUGGAUGGGUCAAGGGUUGUGGUGAACACCCAGUGGAGGUCUCAGGAUGCAGCAUGCGUGGUUACCAUGGCAACUGGAAGUAUAACCAGGCUCCCAACAGUUAACGACUGCUGUAUGACGGUGCAGACCAUAGUUGAUGAUGUCGUAGUGGCUGAAUGCUCAUCUCCCUGCAGACCUAACUUUCUAGUGAUUGGUCAGCUUCCAGCCUGUGGUCAAGAGAGGGACAUAAAGUGGACAGAACUGACCAAAAGCCCAUUGAAACUUGACAACAUUGCAUGGAAAGUGUUCACACAUCCGCCCUCUUCAGAGAGCUCUGAUGGUCUGACAUAUGAGAGUAUACUAGUCUUCCCAAAGGACACGGAUUCAGCAGAUAGCAAGAACCUAGUCAUUUUUCCUCAUGGUGGUCCCCAUUCUGUAUUCACUACUGCCUUCCAGCUGUAUGUCUCCGCUCUGUGCGAACUUGGAUUUUCCAGCCUCAUGGUCAACUACAGAGGCUCCAGUGGGUACGGAAACGACAGCAUUUAUUCCUUGCCUGGAAAAUGUGGAGACCAGGAUGUUAAAGAUGUUCAGCGUGCAGCAGAAGAGGUCAUCAGAGAAUCGGGGUAUGAUGGUGGGCGUGUGGUUGUAUGGGGAGGCUCGCAUGGAGGGUUCCUCGCCGCACAUCUGAUUGGACAAUAUCCUGAAUUUUACAAGGCAGCAGUGUGUAGAAAUCCAGUAAUUGAUAUUGCAACCAUGAUUGGGUCUUCGGAUAUUCCAGAUUGGUCUAAUGUAGAGAGUGGACAGCCGUUUGACUUCACGACCAUUCCCAGUCCUGAGAGCCUGGCAGCCAUGUGGAAAUGUUCACCACUGCAGUACGUCGACCAGGUGAAGACCCCAUUGAUGAUCAUGAUUGGAACAGAUGAUCUGAGAGUUCCACCAAAACAGAGUUAUGAGAUGUAUAAGGCACUCAAGGCUAGAAACAAGAAAGUCAGGUACAUUGCCUACCCUGACAACGGCCACCCCAUUGUUAAGGUGGACUCGGAAGCUGACGCCUUCAUCAAUAUCUACAAAUGGUUCUCAGAGCACCUUGCUGUAUGAGGAUCCAGCCUAUCCGGGGUGCUAAUCAUGAUGCCCUUUAGGGAAUUGUAAAUUAAGUUGUACUGAAGGGAAAAUUUCAGAUCAAUUAUAUAUAUGAAAAACACCUAAUGUGUGGGAAUAACAAAAGCAUAAAAUAAUUGUUUAAAUAAAUAUUUACUGGAGUAAAAAUGCAAAUUAAAAAAAUUAAUGAACACAAAAUAGCUUGAGACUUACAAAAAUAAUGAGUUAAGAAACUUCAUCAGGUUUUGUUAAUACUGGCCCAGAAUAAAUUGUCUGUGUGCCUAUUUCAGUCAACCCAUCACCUUUAUUGAAAAUUCUAUAUGUGCCGAUUUAUAUGACAAGAUUCCCUGUAUGCAAAUAUAAUAUUACAUUAUCGAUAAAUGCUUAUGUCAAAUGACAUAUUGUGUGUUGCAUGAUUCUGUAUUUCAUACUCAAUUCCUUCCAAACGUUAUAAUAAACAUACAACAUGAUUUAUAUUUUUGCACUGGUCAGUUAGACAUGUAAAUACCGUACAUGUAUUUACUAUUUUAGGUAUAUAGAUGUUAUUACAUGGAAUGUGAUAUGUGGAAAUAUGAAAUAAUGUUAACUUUGUUGAUAUUGUAGUACUCAGGUGUAUGAUAUGUGAAACCAUAGCCAGACGAUUAAGGAUUGUGUUAACAUAUCGGAAAAAUGAAUAAAUUUAUGCAAUAGACAAUUUUAAUUUUGUCUUUUGGAAACAUUAGCAAUAGUGUGGUGAUAUUUUUUGGUCAGUCAUCUGUGGAAAAUUCUUUCACCAUCAUUAUAACUCGUAUGAAAUGUUAUGCAUCUGGUAAUUGUGUAUGAAAAUACAAAAACCUAUGCUCGAGGAUUUGUAUUACUCUAUGUAUUUUUUUUAAGUUUCUUCCUAUGAACGUUAAAAUUUGAAGUUUCUUAUUAUAACAUAUAACUUCAGGGACCUAUACAAACAUUUUUGUAUCUAUCUAUAGGUCCCUGCUUACUAUACACUUUAUAUUCGGGGUAAUUCAUGUAAAACUGUACAUGCUAAUGUAAUAUGGUACAUAUUGAUAGUGUCAUGUUUAUUUUUGCUGUUAAUAAACAAUAAUUCAUUUAUCAAUUCA